This is a messenger RNA of Metschnikowia bicuspidata var. bicuspidata NRRL YB-4993, 2366 nucleotides long. RefSeq names its product Apl2p (gene APL2). The transcript has a single exon. Gene Ontology annotation, biological process: intracellular protein transport; vesicle-mediated transport. Gene Ontology annotation, molecular function: clathrin binding. Lineage: Eukaryota; Fungi; Ascomycota; Pichiomycetes; Serinales; Metschnikowiaceae. Gene Ontology annotation, cellular component: membrane coat. The record is from RefSeq and is a predicted model, not a curated record. Bases 159 to 2366 code for a protein of 735 amino acids.
CAUUCCAAAACCCAACCCUCUCAUCCCAGAACCCUCCAAAACCACUCAUUCAAAUACAGCCGAUCCAGAAGCCCCGGGCCCCCCACGUGACCGCGCGCACGUGCCGCGGGCGCCCAAGCUCGCUUCUCCACGCGCCCAGCGUCAGCUCCAACACCACCAUGUCCCUCGAGAAGAAAAUCAUCAACUUCAUCAAGGGCCCCAAGAAAGGCGAGGCGCACGAGUUGCGCGCCGGGCUCGUGUCGCAGUACAAGCUCGAGCGCAAGGACGCCAUCGAGCGCACCAUCCAGGCCAUGACCGUCGGCAAGGACGUGCUGGCGUUGUUUCCCGACGUGUUGAAGAACAUCGCCACGCACGACUUGGAGCAGAAGAAAUUGGUGUACUUGUACUUGAUGAACUACGCCAAGUCCAACCCCGAGCUCUGCAUCUUGGCCGUCAACACGUUUGUCCAGGACACCGAGGACGUCAACCCGCUCGUGCGGGCGCUUGCCAUCCGCACCAUGGGCUGCAUCCGCGUGGACCGCAUGGUGGACUACAUGGAGCUCCCGCUCCGGCGCACGUUGCGCGACGACAACCCCUACGUGCGCAAGACCGCGGCCGUGUGCGUGGCCAAGUUGUUCGACUUGAACGCGGCCGUGUGCGUGGAGCACGGGUUCGUGGCCCUGUUGAAGGCGCUCGUGCACGACGCCAACCCCAUGGUGGUGGCCAACGCGCUCAGCGCGUUGCACGAGAUCCGCGGCAUGGCCCGCGGCGCGGCGCUGGGGGGGCUUGCCGUGGACCCGGCCGAGCUCGCCGUGGACGCGGCCCAGGCCCGCGUGCUCGUGGCCUGCCUCAACGAGUGCACGGAGUGGGGCCGCAUCUCCAUCUUGGGCUGCUUGGCGGACUACCGCGCGCAGGACGCGGGCGAGGCGCUCCACAUCGUGGAGCGCGCGGUGCCGCAGCUCCAGCACGCCAACGCGGCCGUGGUGUUGGCGGCCAUCAAGGUCAUCGUGCACCAGCUCGACGCGCUCGACGCGGCGCAGCGCCCGGCGUUCUUGCGCAAGCUCGCCGCGCCCAUGGUGUCCUUGGUGUCGCAGGCGCGCCCGGAGGCCCAGUACGUGGGCUUGAAGAACAUCCGCAUCCUCUUGGAGAAGUACCCGCAGGUGUUGACCCGGGAGCUCCGCGUGUUCUUCCUCAAGUACUCGGACCCGCUCUACUUGAAGCUCGAGAAGUUGGAGGUCGUGGUGCGCUUGGCCUGCGACGCCAACAGCGCGUUGCUCUUGGGCGAGUUGCGCGAGUACGCCAUGGAGAUCGAGCCGGCCUUGGUGGCGCGCGCCGUCGCGUGCAUCGCGGCCGUGGCCAUCCAGCUCCCGGCCGCCGUGGUGCCCGCGGCCUCCACGUUGAUCGGCUUGCUCGACCUGCGCGGCGGCCCGCUCCUCGUCAACGAGACCGUGGCCCGCUUGGCCCAGGUCUUGCGCCGCUACCCGCGCCGCAACGACUUGGUCUCCUUGAUCGUGCCCGUGGUCGCCCACCACAUCGCCCAGCUCUCCGACACCCCCGCGCUCUGCGCCUACGUGUUCUUGCUCGGCGAGUACCCGGGCCACUUCUCCGCGGUCCCGGCCAAGUUGCAGCCGUUGGUCGACGGCUUCCUCGCCCACGACCCCGCGCUCCAGCUCGCCGUGCUCACCGCCGUGGUCAAGAUCGCCGUUGCCUCGGGCCUGCCCGCAUACGCGCCCUUCUUGCAGGCCGUGUUGGACAAGGCCACCCACGACUGCGCCGCGCCCGACGUGCGCGACAAGGCCUUCAUCUACUGGCGCUUGUUGUCCUCCUCGCCCGCGGCCGUGCAGAAGGCCGUCGUGGCCUCGCGCCUCCCGCCAAUCAAAACCAUCAUCUCCUCCUUCAACCCCGUGGUCUUGGACGCGCUCGUCAACGAGUUGGCCACCUUGUCCUCCGUGUACCACAAGCCCGCGGCCACCUUCAUUGACCCGGACGCCUACGCAAGCGUCCGCCCGCCGCCCGCCGCGGCCGCCGCCGCGGGCCUCGACGACUUGGCCGCCUUGGCCAAGCUGGAAAUCGUCAACAACGCGCGAAACGAGAACUUGCUCGACUUCGACGACGACGAGUCCCCGGAAUCCGCGCCCAACGCGCCCUCCUCGGCCUUGGCCGACUUGAACGACUUGUUCGCCAUCCCCGCGGCCUCCCCGGGUGACCCGCGGCCCGCGGCCCGCUCCUCGGCCAACGAUAUCAUGGGUCUCUUCGACCUCGCGCCCCCAGCCAGCGCCACCAAAAUCACGAGCGGGGUUGCGAACUUGGAUCUUGCCAGCAGCCCGGGCAACCCUGCGCACAGCGGGCCUUCCUCGGCCGGCGGCAACCUCUUGGAACUCAUAUAA